GGUGUCUUCCUUCACGAGGCGACUUCCGCAUUCGCUGCACUGCGGACUUCCUGGAGUGGCUUCUUUGGUUGUAGUCGGUCAUAGCGCAUCCAUUUUUGGUGUAUGUCCAUGCAAGUGGCUCUGGGUGGACGUACCUAUCGCGCUGUUCUGACGGGAAGCAUCCCGACUUAGACGUGGUUAAGAUUUUGUUAUGGGAGGACUCGGAAAUGGUCGUCGAGGAGGGAGGUCCCCUCCUGUCCUUAUUGGUGCAUUAAUAGCAUGUUUGAUUGUUUUAGGUUUUAAUUACUGGAUUUCAAACUCACGCAAUGUUGCUCUGCAGGCACGAAUAUAUGAAUUGGAAUCAAAGGUUCGAAGAGCAGCAGCAGAGCGGGGUGCUGUAGAGCUGAAGAAGAAUGAAUUUCAAGGGCAACUAGAAAAUCAACGAGAUCAAAUUAGUCGGAUUGAGUCACUCCACCACGAGCAAAUGGACAGUGCACGUAAAACUUGGGAAGAUGAAAAGGCUUUACUGCAGCUCAACAUGUCUUCAAGUGCUCUGAUGAUUCAGCAAGCCAAAGACCAGUAUAAUAAUCUUUUAAAUGAUUAUGGAAAAUUACAAGUGGAGCUGCAGGAGUGUCAGAAGAAUCAAAAUAAUUUGGAGAAAAGACUGCAAAAUGAAACACUCGAGUGCAAUAUCCGGAUGAAUGAAAUAUCUAAGGAAUAUGAAGAAAAGAUUCAACAACAACAAAAGAAUUCGGGAAGCGCUGGCUCUAAACCUCCAUUGGUUGCUCAAAGUGAAAAGAAAAAACAAAGUAGUGUAAAUGUGACAAAUCAAAAUCUAACACCUGAGGGAAAAAUAUCAAAUAGUCUCAGUAAACAACCAGAUAAUCCAGAGAAAGAUGACUCUAAAGCAAAACAAAAUCCUGAGAUAAACAAUAAUGUGAUGGAAGAUGAAAAUGAAAUUCCUGAGAAUACAAAACAAAAGUCAAAUAUUGAAGGUGCACAGUCAAUUUCUACUAAACCGCUUCAGAGUGUGGAAGACCAAGAAAAGCUGAAAGUUAAUGAAAAUUCAAUUUUUAAAGAUGAAUUACAGAAUCCAGGAAAAGUAAAUGAAGGUACAUUAACUGACACAGCGCGAUUAAAUGAAGAACAUGAAAAUGAUAUAAUUCAAACAAAAGGAACAGAGGAAGAAGUUCAAGAAGAAGAACUCAUUAAGAAUGGUUUAGAGAUCUUUGAUGAUUCUCCAGAUGAUAUGUUAUUUGAUGGAGGUAAGCAGAAUAACAAUCCCGAUGUAGAAAUGGACCAGCAAGACAAUAAGGCUGAUUACAAUGGUGAUGACGACAAUGUUGGCGAGUUUGAAGCUGAUAAACAGGCUGCCUUAGCAGAACACAAAGACUCUGAACAAAGAGAUGAAACUGAACAGGAUCACCAUUAACAGGAGAAAUAUAAUUAACUUGGUAAAUGGAGUGAGCAUGCUCUAUUCAUAUAGUGGUUUGAGAUUACGUCUAAUAAGUGCUUCCAAGGAAAUGAAUGUGGUAUCUCUUGAACAUUACUGGUACACAUUCAGCCUCUUUUGCCAUUUUUCUAAAAUGCGCCAAAUCACUAGGAUGAAGAAUAUGCUUUGAACUGCAUUAAGAUAAAAAAGCAAUGUAUGUAAUACCUAGGUAAGAACUUGGUCCUGAAAGGAUGUCUGACAGAUCAAAAAAUUGACAGUACCUAAAUCUAUUACAAAAUGUAAUACCUAAUAUUUGACAUUUGAUAAAUAUUUUGUUUUAUUUUAGUGAAGUUAACAGAUUUUCUAUUUCUACAAUGAAAAGCUUUUUUUUUUUUUUUCUUUUUUUAUAAGUAAACUUUUUUUAUGGGGUUGCUACACAAAGCAAAAAAAUCUUGCCUAUCAAUAGUUAUUUCUAUGCUGCUGUGUAUAGUUGUUAGUACAUUUAUACUUAUGUAUUAAUGCCUUAAAUGAAAUACGUAAUAGUUUAAAUUAUACUUUGAACAUACUGUAUAUUUGCAAAAUAAGCCUAAGAAAAAAAAACAUACUGUAUGUUGACAAAUAGAUGUAUAUAUAAGGAACAUGAAGUUAGAAUUUAAAAUGCAUUGCAUUAGGAGGGAAGAAAACAAAACCAGAGUUAAAUUUAGCAAAUUAAAAGAGCAAUGACAGGUUAUGUCCAUUUUCCUUGGAGCAAUGUAGCAGGUAACUGGCCAGCUGCAUUAAUACACUUUUCAUAAUAUAUGUUCUGUGUCUGUGUUGUCUUAAUUUAUUUAUUUUUUUAAUUAUUAUUACAUACUUGUAGUUUUACAGUACAGACCCAUAACCAAUUUUUAGAGCAUUGCAUUGUUAUCCUCUUUAGAAGACUCAAACUAGUGUCAAAAGUUUGAAUGUUGCUUUGAUUACCACAGAGCCAUGUCAUAAGGAAGUAUGGCAAAAUAUACCAAGAUCCGUAACUUUAGUGGCAUUUAUUGUUAAUGUACUCACUGACUUUGUAUUUAUAUGUUUGGUUUUAACUGGAUGGGAUGUCUAAAAGGCAUUGAGCUGUGACGGACAAAUCUUAAUUUUUACAUCCUCUUGAUUCCCCUUAUGCCACACAUGCACACCUUACUCUUCAUUGGUUGUCUUGCCACUUUCUCUAUUCAUGAUUGUGGUAUCUUUCUUCCUAAACCCAAGUAUUGGGUGCAUUCCUUCUCAUAAGCAUAAUUUUCCCAGCAUUUAUUUAUUUAAUGUUCUUUAGAGAAACAGCAGGAAGCAAGUUUCAGUAACCUGUGUUUCCUAGUGCCACAGUAGCCCAUAUCACAUCACGUUAGACUGAACCACCAUGUUUUGUACUCGUUUGAGCUUCUGUUAAUGUAGUAGCCAAGCACAUUUGGUUCACUGGGCUGUCACACUGUUUUGUGGUUUUAAUCAAAGACUCCAUAUAUAAGUAUGUACAAUAUAACAAGUACCCAACAUGUUCUUAAUUCAACAUGUUGCAUGGACCUUUCAUUGCAUAUUAAAAAUGUUUUUAUAUCUGUUGUAGUUUUUAAAAAUACAUUUCUAUUUUUGCAUUACGUCCUGUAAUUUUUAUCUUAGUGUUCCUUAUUGUAUAGUCAAAGAAGGAAUCAUUAGUUGGUUAUUACUGUCUAUAACACUACCUCCUCCACUUUCAUCAGUUAUAAUUGAAAUUUUGACAUACAACAAAGCUUUCCUUUAUUUAUGAGCUCAAUAUUCUCAAAAUUGGUAUGCAUGCAGAAUUUCUAUUUCUCAGUUUUAGGUUUGGCCUUGUGAAUUUCAAAUAGAGGCAAACAGUGAUUCAUAAUGCAUUAUACUUUUUUCUUUAUGAAAGUUUCAAAGCAUAAUCUGUACACAAAAAUUGAUUUGAACACUUACAAUUUUAUUAUAAAACUAGCACAUAGAUCAUUGAGCCAAAUAAAUUUUAGUGUAUAGUAUAUUGUGUAUACUUCAUUGGUAGAUAAGCAUUCAUUUUACUGAGAUGAUCUGUGGAUGUAUGUGAAAGUAUUUAUAUUAAUUUUUAUUUAGUAUGGAAGGAAAAAGUUAUUUUUUUUUGGUUUAUAUUCCACAGAAGAUGCAUAGAACACAUGAUGAUGAACAGCUGUUUGAAUGUGUGUAUAUAUUUCAAAUUUAAUUUAAAGACAACCAUUUUCAGUUUCAGCUUAUGCACUCCAGUUUUAUUGUCAAAAUUAAAUGUUAUUUCAAAG
Erpetoichthys calabaricus (reedfish) is the source of this 3669-nucleotide messenger RNA. RefSeq names its product golgi membrane protein 1 (gene golm1). Bases 191 to 1411 code for a protein of 406 amino acids. Gene Ontology annotation, cellular component: Golgi apparatus. The transcript is spliced from 10 exons. Lineage: Eukaryota; Metazoa; Chordata; Cladistia; Polypteriformes; Polypteridae. The record is from RefSeq and is a predicted model, not a curated record.